This is a messenger RNA of Aspergillus ruber CBS 135680, 1402 nucleotides long. RefSeq lists its product as uncharacterized. The record is from RefSeq and is a predicted model, not a curated record. Bases 1 to 984 code for a protein of 327 amino acids. Lineage: Eukaryota; Fungi; Ascomycota; Eurotiomycetes; Eurotiales; Aspergillaceae. The transcript is spliced from 3 exons.
AUGUCCAGAGGAUCAGACGAUGAUGACCUAUAUCUACCUCCAUCUAAGGCUGUUAAAAUAGUCUUUUCUCGGCGACAGCUCCUUCUCACCGGUGCUGAUUAUGGACUGAGCGAUGGCGAUGAUGACGAAUUUGAUGAUGAACGUGGCGUCUCCAAAAACGAGACAAAAGGCGUUGUUUACGACUUCUCUCUGGAGCGAGCCAAGCGAUGGGCUGCGGCUGUCAGCUUGCCCGAGAACGCUUGGAGCGAAGCAGAAAAGGAGCUCUUCUUCCGGCUGGCAAUGCGUGGUUUCGAGCCUUUAAUGCCCCGGCACUGGCAACAUGACUUCUCCACGCUUCCUGAUACCAUGUUUUCUCUUCCCGAAGAGGAAAUAGUUCCAAUUAUUCGAGCCUUCAAGCACUCCGACUUUCAUGCUAUAAAGUCUCUACUCGGCUUGUUCUCUCUAAGUGGACAAGUGAGAGACUGCAAUAUUCUACGGACCAGACCAGAGGACAAGAUCAGAAAAGCAAUCAAGAAAUAUGUUCGCUGGGCUAUGCGGGACGCAGAUAUACACGAAAAACCCGGAACUAUCCCCGUCUACACCAUUCACUCCCAGAAAGAAGGAGAAUCAGUCGUCUCUGCAGUCUCAAAGCUCAACAAACGUCUGGGAAAGCUCGCAAAACGAUACCACAACACACUAGGAAUAAUCACUUCUCGUUGCAACUUUCCCCUCCUCGUCGGCUUCGUGAUUUGCGGUCCGAUUGUUGCCAUCUUAACGCUCAAUACGGAUCCGCUCAGUCCAAAGGGUUGGGGCGAAGGUACGGGGAGCAAGUUCAUCUCUCAGUUUGAUGUUGGAGAGCGGGGUCAGGAUGUCUGGACUUCGUUAGCACUUGCGAUUACGAUUAUGCAUAUUCGGAAGACUAUGAUACAGUUGGCGGACGGUGGUAUGGGUGGAUUUUGUAGGAACGGGGGAGAUGGGCUUUUUGGUGAGGAUGAAGAUCUUUGACGCGACCUAUACAACUGGCUUAUAAAUCAGGCUUUAGAUAUUUUAGUUUUAUAUCUUUAAUCAUGAAAAUUGAAUGCUUCUUUUCAGUCCCCUGUUUCAUGCACCCUUGCUAAACCGGAUAUGUAUUGCAGGCAUACCACGGAAUUAACUCAGCCAACUUCCAGUUUGGUUUUGAUGCCAACAAAUAAUAAAUAUGCAGGCAACUAAUCAAUCUUUAGAGAAUCUUCAUCUAUUGCUAAAGACAACCACAAUAACAAGUGCUUGUUGUUGUGUAGUUCUAUCUGUCGGAAUAUAGAGGUUCCUUACCGAACAAUACCAACUGAUGCCUGAUUGAUGCCUUGCUGAUAUCAUAUGGCGAAAAGCAGCGUAUUUACUCUGCUAUUACUGCUUUUGAAACCGCACAAUCGCUUAGUAUACU